Molecule: messenger RNA, 1830 nt
Organism: Cylindrotheca closterium
Lineage: Eukaryota; Bacillariophyta; Bacillariophyceae; Bacillariales; Bacillariaceae
Source: the annotation of a GenBank genome assembly
AUGCACAAAAAAAAACUAUCAUCCUUGGAUCGAUUGUAUUAUAUUCCAAUGAACAACCACAAGUGGUUCUUCCAGCAUCGUCUUUCGGCCAUUGCGGUCCUCCUCCUCGUCAGCAUGAACAAUAAGAAAACUUAUUCUGCCACUGCGCAGCAAUCGCUACUACUUUUAGGUGAUGACAAGUUUGACUAUUCUGCCAACAACCCUUUGCCAUCUGCUGCUGCUGCUGCUGCAAGCGCAUCAAGCAAAUGCGCCUUGCUCAACUUGGUUGUCGAUGAAACGGAUUCCAUGAAACAGCAAACGGAAUGGUUGAAACAAAGGGCCAUUCCUCAACUUGUGAAACGACUGCAUUCUGGCAAUGAUGGAUAUUAUCAUUACGAUUAUGACUUGGUCUUUGUAUGUGGAAAUGGCUUUGGCAAAACGGGUAGUAGGAGGAGCGAUGAGGAGACCCUACUGUAUCGUUUCAUGGGUUGUACCAUUGCCAAUGCCAAUGGCACCUUGCAAGAUGAUUCGGUUGCCGCCUGGGACCAUUCGGCCAAGAAACCACAAGAUGGUUGGUUGGCCAUGAGGAAUGCCAUGGAACAUGUCCCGGCCGAGAUUGAAGGAAUCGACUUGCUUGCUACCUGCCAACAGAAGCUUGAUCGAACCCUCAUUUUGUUGACGGAUAAUGACCGAGACGAUGAGACAAAGUCGUUGACUUUGGAGGGUCUCAAGAACCUGAUCUCGCAAAAUGGCUACAUCUUGGAUGCCAUUGUCAAGACCGAGAUUGAUGACGAUCUCGAUAACUUUGCUUUGAAGAUUAGUGACUCAUCGGGCGACCAAAACACAAUCUUUACUGCUGACGGAAACGGUGGAUGGACCACCCAAUCUAGAAAUGAAGCCUUUGUCAACUUUGUGGAUGGAUACAAAGACACGCCAGAGGACUAUAUCCCAUUUGUCGUUGAAUCUCGAGGAAUGGUUUGGAACGGCAAGAGUCUCGAACAUGGCAUUCGAGAGAACCCAAGCCUUCUCGAAUCAUUUACGAAUCACUUUGUCCAACAAAAAGUUGACCAGCUCUCCAAAAGCCAAGCCACUGGAGAUCCACAUAUCACUACCUGGAAGAAUGAACACUUUGAGUACCAUGGACAGUGCGAUCUUGUCAUGAUGAAGGAUCCAAACUUUGCCGAUGGUCUUGGAUUGGACGUUCAUAUUCGUACCAAGAUUGUGCGGUACUGGUCCUAUAUCAAGAGUGUCGCCAUUCGUAUUGGGAAUGACAUUCUUGAGAUUGAAGGUUCGGCUGAUACUGAUGACUCGGAAGCCCACUAUUGGAUCAACUACGAGUACCAAGGAGAGCUCGAAUCGGUUGCUGGCUUUCCCGUCACUCAAACGCUACCAUCCGUGUACAAGCGUAGAUAUACCAUCGACUUGAGUUCCAAGUAUUAUGGUAACCAAAUCAGUAUCCAUAUCUUUAAUGAGUUUGUCAGCGUCGCAUUCGGUGGAGGAAAAGAAGCAUUUGGAAACACUGUUGGUCUUCUUGGAGACUUUGACACGGGCAAGACCUUGGCCAGAGAUGGUGUAACGGUCAUGCAUGACUUUACCGAUCUUGGCGAUGAAUGGCAAGUACUUGCAUCAGAGCCAAACAUAUUCCAUGAAAUGUCGGAACCUCAGUUUCCCAAUCAAUGUAUCCAUCCGGAAGAUCCCAAUGGAGACCGGAAGCGUCGUUUGCUCGAGGCUGAUAUUUCGUUGGAACAAGCAGAAGAAGCUUGCGCUAUAUUGAAAGAUCCUCUUUUUAUCAAGGACUGUACAUUCGACGUCAUGGCGACUCAAGACUUGGCUAUGGUUGGUGCCUAUUAG